CGCAUAGGGAGCCGGGAACCAGUUUGAGAGAACCGGAUGUUAUCCCCGCACAUGCGCUGUUUGCUAACAGGAUAUCAAAACAAGGGUCGUCGUUUGACGCAUCGCAAUUUAAGUUAGAGUGUCAUUCCUCCUUGAUAAGAAAGAAGACAUGGAAAGUUUCGACAUAGCCAAGGCGGGUUGGCUCCACAGACAGAGUUCGAUCCUUCACCGCUGGAAGAGGAACUGGUUUGUCCUGCGUACCAAUGGGGAUCUGUUGUACUUCGAGAACCCCGAUGAGCCCAGGGCAGAAGAGAGAAUUGUCGUACGAGCACGAGUACAAAGGAUUAAGCCAGGCUUUGAGUGUAACAGUGUGACUCCCCCAGAGGGAAUGUCCAAGGGGUGUCUGUUUGCUCUAGACAUGAGGAAUGAGGAGCUUAGACUAUGUGCUGAGAGCUCAGAUGAUAUGAAGGCAUGGCAGAUAGCUCUGGAGGAAGCCCGUGUGAUGGGACAGAGGAGCAGUUCCGUCCCACCCUCCUACCAGACAUUGGUUACAAACUCCAGCUAUGGAUACCCCGGUCAGGUCUUGUACAACGGGGUCCCUGGUCAGACCACACAUGUCAUGUACAACGGAGCCCUCGGCCAAACAGUCUACCAGCCGGGCACCGUCAUCCAGGGACCUAAUGGAACAACUACUACAGUUGUUAGCAACCCAGGACCAAAUGUGGUAUAUGUUGACGACUACCACCGCCGUCACCGCUACAAUGGAUCGGACAUGGCGAUGGGUGUGGUUGCUGGCGCCGCUCUAGGGUCCAUGAUGUACGGACCGAUGUUCUGGUGGUAAAGGUCAUGUGUGUCCAGUGUUCGGGUGGGGAAAUUGAGUUUCAGCCCGAUGUUCUGGAAGUGGACAAAAGGGUAGAAGACUUUCACUGUGUACAAAUAAGCAUUGUUAAUCUGUACUGUACAGUUCCUAGCAAAAUAUUCUUGAUCAAUACAUUUGCAGAUAAAUUUAUCAUGGGUCCUGAGUUAUCUCCCUUUGGAGACAUACUCCUGGAAAAAUGUUAAACACCUCUUUCCAUAUGUUUUCAUAUGAAAAACCUGUAAUCAUUUUCUAAGAGUCAUAUGGGAUAUUAAUUGUCUAAGUGAAAAGUUCAGGGGAAUUAAACCUUAAAAUUGUGUACGAUGUUUUGUGGCCAAGUCGUCUAAGAUGCCACAGUUUCGCUGUGCAGAGUUGUGUCCUUUGGUCACCCCAGAAACCUAUGAUUGCCUUAGAAUCUCGGUUUGCCCUGAUUAUGAUUCUAUGUUUGUAUGCCCCCACAUCCAUUCUCGUGGGUUUCUCCAAAGUCUUAAACCUCUAAGACCUGCAUCACUUUGGUCUUUCCUCCCACGUCAAUCUGACGCACUGUUAUAUAACUGGAAUAUUGUUCAAAGCAGCGUUAAUCCCAGUUCACUCACUCACUCACUCAUAAUAUGUUCGCUUGAAUCAAUUUAUCAAAAAAACAAUACAGCAGUUUAUUUUUCCUUUGGUCUUCCUGUCAUAUGGAUAUGUAUUGUGCAAACCCAGAUUUCCUGAAACAUAAUUUGAUAAUCUGGGGGGUGACCAGGGAUUUGUUUAAAAAUCAUAAUAAUCUGUUCAAGAAAAUGCUGGAAAAAGUAUACUUUUGGCUCCAGAUUUGCAACCACAAAAAAUGUUUGCCUUGUGGUUCCAAAAUCUGUUUCGCUUCUCUUUUCAGAGAAAAAAAUAGUAAUGUUUGAAACAGUGGCAAAACAAGUACUCUUUCUCUAAGUGUAUUAUUUCUGUGCUUGUUUGAUCAUGGAUCCACCGACCCUAUUUUCUAUUUAACACUUGUGUCACCGACAUGUCAAACACACAAAUCUAUUUUGAGAUUACACAGUGUUUAAAAAAUAUUAAUCUGUAAAACAUGAUGUUCAAUUUGACAUUAAUAUCUCGCCAAAUUGCUGAGUAUGCUAUUUUGCUGUAGAGAAAUUCCUUGCAUAAUAAAUCUAGUCAUAUCCCAUGACCUUGACACAGACUUUGCUGACAAUAAGGGAAGUAUUCAGCAGAUGGAGCUUAAGAUGACCUUGACACAGACUUUGCUGACAAUAAGGGAAGUAUUCAGCAGAUGGAGCUUAAGAUGAUGAUUUCAUUUGUUUUUGUUCUUUUUUCCCACCAACACAUAAUAUUUUGAGCAUCAUUCAAUGAUCCAGUAUAUUUUUUUAUUCACUCGUCCGAUUUCUGACAUUUGCACACAAAAACUCCAACAAAUAUAAAAAUAACAUCUGAGUCCCCGACCCUCCCAAAGCAUGAAAUGGUUUUCACUUGUCCGUAAUUGCUCUGUUGUUUUUUAUAUUUUAUUAUUAUUUUAUGUUUAUAAUUUGUUCAAACACUGACCCCUUUGUCAUGGUGAUCAAUGGUGAUGGUGACAUGAUCAAAUUAUUUUCUAUUUUUCUGUUUCGCACAGUUUUGCACAAUAUAUAUUUUUAAACUUAUCCUAUCUCACACUGCCAUUUCUUCUUUAUUCCUUCGAUCAUAUGUGGAAACGUGGUUGAACCUUGUUUCCAGUUUCUAAAAUAAAACACUUCCCCAAACACUCCUCGGCAUCCCUUGAAGAAGAAAUCAGAAAUGCGAAGUGUCAGAUAGGAUAAGUAUAUUAAUAUGCAAUUUAUAAUAACAUUUUCAAUUAUGCUUGCAAGUUGUUUCGUUGUCAGUGUUACUCAAACUGAACUGAUUAUUAGAACUGGAUUGACUUCCAACACUCAAUAUGUGCAAUUUUAUGAUUUCCUCCUAUUAAAUGCAUUUAUUAAUUCAAGCACCAUGUUGUAUUAUAUGAAUAAUUGACUCAGAAUGAAAUCAGAUCUUAACUCCAAUUUGAUAACUCACUCCUUCAAGAUCUGACACUCCUUCAUAACAGGUUAUUGGGCCCAAUCGUCUAAGUUGCCUCAAUUUGCUAUGUUGCAUCCCUUGGGCACGCCAGAAACCUAGGAUUGUUGGUUCGAAUCACGGGUCCCCGAUUAUGUUUCUAUGUUUCAGAGCACCAUGCCUAUGCUCGUUAACGUGGUAAAGGUGGUAAACGUCUGAUACGUCACAUCCGGCUUUCCUCCCAAAUUAAGCUGACACGAAAUUAUAUGAAUGAAAUAUUGUUCACAGAGUCAUUAAACCCAGCUCACUCACUCAAAACAGGUCAUAUCAGCUUAACACUGACUGGACUUUGCCAACCAAUUAAAACGAAAUAUGCGUACACCUUUGACCAUUUUAGGUGACCACAUUCUAGACAGCCUUCAUUGUCAAUCUGGGUAUUUGAACAAUGUUUACACAUAUCAGUGCACAUUGUUUGUUUCAAGAAAAGAAACCACAACAAGAAAACAUUAUCUCUUUUAAAGAACACAACAGAGUAAAACACCUACAGCAUGGUAGGUAUUAUUCUUUUCCAUUCAGAACUGUCUGUUUACAUCUGUUUCCGAAUGUUUCGCUUGAUCAUGCCAAAAAUGUACAUAACCUGACUCAGGAGGGUGUGUCAGACUUUGAUACAAAGAGGUACCAAAUUGGGGGAAAAUAAUCUGAUUUUAUUAAUAAUGACAUCAACACUAACUUAGUCAGUUAUUUAUGCAUAAUCUUCACAGCACCAUGUUGUCUCAUGAUCAAAGCUUUUUGAUCUUACCAUUUACAUGAAAGAAAUGUCUGUGCCUUUGAAGAUAACAACAGUAUUCCACUCUUUAUUAUCAUUUUAACAGACAUUUUACAAUAUUCUUUCACAAUGAUGUAAACCAAUGUUGUUUUAUAUAUCAUAGCAUAUACAGUAAUUAUUGCUUAGUCAGUGUGUAGCAUGUCAUAAUGUUUGUACUGAAGUACAGCUGAUGAAAAAGUGAAAAAUCUUCAAAAACAAUAUGCUACUUUAAUAUUAUUCUCCCAGAGAAAGUUCUGGAAUAACAGCACAUAGCAUGGAUUUCAUGUUUAGCCUUAAAGUGUGCUUCUGGUCAUUUCCUGCUUUUGUUUUAUCUGUAUGUAAAUCAUACAUCUCCGCCUUAUUCUGAUUGACUAAGAAUAUAACAUCAGACUCAUAGGAAUAGGGGAAGGUGUCUUAGCCGCCACCCACUCCUAAAACACUUUUUAUUUUUAGAUAUUUUUUUUGAAUAUUUUGCCUGCCCACUCUCUUUCUGGUUGUGGUUUGAGAUGAGAAAAAUAUGGAUGGCCUAUUGUAAGUUAAGUGUUUGACUAUGCAUUUUAAUGUACAUGUGAAAGAAAUUCUUGGGCAAGAAAAUACCAUUAUAUUUUGAUUGUAAUUGAGGUAGCAUGCAUACCUAAUGAAUGUUUCACACAAUGACAUUCCUUCCGUCUAGAGCCUGUACACAUCUAUUGUUCAUUACCCUUAUGUUAAAUGUUAAGAAAUACUAUUUCAUUUUGAAUGUAAUCAAGAAGCAUGCAUACAUAAUAAAUUGUUUGGGGUUUAAAGUGUGAUUGUGUUCUCAUGUUGGUAUAAGUCCAUGUAAGCUCAUCAUUGCAAUUAUUUCAUAAACAUAUAGAUAUUCUGUGAUUAUGAAUCGUUGCUGACUGAACGAUAAUAAAAUGUGAUGUUAAA
This is a messenger RNA of Haliotis rufescens (red abalone), 4553 nucleotides long. Its product is annotated as pleckstrin homology domain-containing family B member 2-like. Gene Ontology annotation, biological process: regulation of cell differentiation. Gene Ontology annotation, cellular component: membrane. NCBI's taxonomy places the organism in Eukaryota, Metazoa, Mollusca, Gastropoda, Lepetellida, Haliotidae. The record is from RefSeq and is a predicted model, not a curated record. The coding region runs from base 149 to 820 and encodes 223 amino acids. The transcript has 6 exons.